Molecule: messenger RNA, 3858 nt
Organism: Drosophila elegans
Lineage: Eukaryota; Metazoa; Arthropoda; Insecta; Diptera; Drosophilidae
Gene: mib1
Product: E3 ubiquitin-protein ligase mind-bomb
Exons: 4
Coding region: 143-3727 (1194 amino acids)
Biological process (GO): protein ubiquitination
Cellular component (GO): cytoplasm
Molecular function (GO): zinc ion binding; ubiquitin-protein transferase activity; protein binding
Source: RefSeq, a predicted model, not a curated record
UUGCGAAGCUACAGCCACACUGCAGGUUGUAAAAUUCCGUGGCUCUGCUGUUUCGAUUUUUAACGCGAAAACCCCAACGAAAUAGUGCAAUAAAUUGUGAAAUAGUGUGUCCACCCGCCGAAGGACCUUGCGGAGUGGUAAAAUGUCGUGUGCGGCCACCUUAUCGACGGCCAAGGACUCGACAAAUGCGGCAAAUGCCAGUGGAGCACCAACAAACACCAAUAGCAAUAGCAAUAGCAACACCAACACCACGGCUGUGGGUGUAGUUGUGAGCAGUGCAACGGGGGGCGGGGGUGGGUCGUCAAUUGCAGGUGUUGGAGGUCCGGGUGGCACCACCACCACCUCCUCCUCCUCCUCGACGGGGGCAGGGGGCGUGGCAACGAGCUCAGCGGCCGCCGUCGUCCGACGAUUCUCCAUGGAGGGCGUGGGCGCAAGGGUGAUCCGCGGACCAGACUGGAAGUGGAACAAACAGGAUGGUGGCGAGGGACAUGUUGGAACCGUGCGCAAUUUCGAGUCCGCUGAGGAGGUUGUGGUGGUCUGGGACAAUGGCACCGCCGCCAAUUAUCGCUGUGCCGGUGCGUAUGAUCUCCGCAUCCUGGACAGUGCACCCACUGGCGUGAAGCAUGAGGGCACCAUGUGCGACACUUGCCGCCAACAACCGAUCUUCGGCAUCCGCUGGAAGUGUGCCGAGUGCAUCAACUACGACCUGUGCUCCAUCUGCUACCACGGCGACAAGCAUCACCUGAGACACCGUUUCUACAGAAUCACGACGCCAGGUGGCGAGCGAACCAUGCUGGAACCGCGUCGAAAGUCAAAGAAAGUGCUGGCCAGAGGCAUCUUUCCGGGAGCCCGUGUGGUACGCGGCGUGGACUGGCAGUGGGAGGAUCAAGACGGCGGAGUUGGCCGGCGUGGCAAGGUCAACGAGAUCCAGGACUGGUCCUCGGCCUCGCCAAGAUCAGCGGCCUAUGUGAUCUGGGACAAUGGCUCCAAGAAUCUGUACCGCGUGGGCUUCGAGGGCAUGGCCGAUCUGAAGGUGGUCAACGACGCCAAGGGCAGUAAUGUUUACCGGGAUCACCUGCCACUCCUAGGCGAAAACGGACCCGGCAAGGGACCGCAUGGCUUCCAGAUCGGCGACAAGGUCACCGUGGACUUGGACCUGGAGAUCGUCCAAUCGCUGCAGCAUGGACAUGGCGGCUGGACCGAUGGCAUGUUCGAGUGCCUUAGCAACGCCGGUAUGGUAGUGGGCAUCGAUGAGGAUCACGACAUUGUGGUGGCCUACAACUCUGGCAAUCGCUGGACCUUCAACCCGGCUGUCCUCACUAAAGUAUCCUCGCCCACCACUGCUCCGCCGGAGUUCCAAGUGGGCGACAUCGUCAAGAUCUGUUCGGAUGUGGAGAGCAUCAAGAAUCUGCAGCGUGGCCAUGGUGAGUGGGCCGAUGCCAUGCAGCUGACGCUGGGCAAGAUCGGACGCGUGCAGCAGGUCUACCAUGACAAUGACCUCAAGGUGGAGGUGGGCAACACGUCGUGGACCUACAAUCCCCAGGCCGUGUGCAAAGUGGCCUCCACCAACGCCUCUGAUGGGGGCUGUGCCCCAGUUAUUCCCACUGGCGAACGUCUGUCGGCCAUUCUCAAGAAGCUCUUCGAACCGAAUGUAUCCGGGGAUGCCACCGAGGAGUUCGUCAAGGCAGCGGCCAAUGGAUUUGCGGCCCGUUGCGAGGAGUACUUGGCCAGUGCAGCACAACCUUCCACGUCCAGUGCUUCGCCCAGUUCCGGGCCGGAUGUGAAUGUGAAUGGGGUGUUUGCCGGACAUACGGCUCUGCAGGCGGCCAGCCAGAAUGGGCACAUCGAGGUGAUACAGGUGCUACUGCGCCACGCCGUUGACGUUGAGAUUGAGGACAAGGACGGAGAUCGGGCUGUCCACCAUGCCGCUUUCGGGGAUGAGGCGGCGGUAAUUGAGAUUUUGGCCAAAGCUGGAGCGGAUUUGAAUGCGCGCAAUAAGCGAAGGCAAACGUCUCUUCAUAUUGCCGUGAAUAAGGGUCAUUUGAAUGUGGUAAAGACGCUGCUUACAUUGGGUUGCCAUCCCAGUUUGCAGGACUCCGAGGGCGACACCCCACUCCACGAUGCCAUCUCCAAGGAGCACGACGAGAUGCUCUCCCUGCUGCUGGACUUCGGGGCCGACAUCACGUUGAACAACAACAACGGCUUUAAUGCCUUGCAUCAUGCUGCGCUCAAGGGCAAUCCCAGCGCCAUGAAGAUCCUGCUGACCAAGACAAACCGCCCAUGGAUCGUGGAGGAGAAGAAGGACGAUGGCUAUACGGCACUGCACUUGGCGGCACUCAACAAUCACGUUGAGAUCGCCGAACUCCUCGUGCAUAUGGGUAAGGCUAACAUGGACAGGCAGAAUGUGAACCUCCAGACGGCUCUGCAUCUGGCGGUGGAGCGUCAGCAUGUACAGAUUGUCAAGCUGCUGGUGCAGGAUGGCGCUGAUCUAAACAUACCCGAUAAGGAUGGCGAUACACCGCUGCACGAAGCACUCAGACAUCAUACUCUUUCGCAGCUGAAGCAACUUCAGGAUGUGGAGGGAUUCGGGAAGCUUUUGAUGGGUCUAAGGAAUGCCAACAACAAGAAAGCCUCCGCAUCGAUUGCCUGCUUCUUGGCUGCCAACGGAGCCGAUCUGACAUUGAAGAAUCGCAAGCAACAGACGCCAUUGGACCUGUGUCCGGAUCCCAAUCUAUGCAAGACGCUGGUCAAGUGCUACAAUGAAAGGAAAACCGACGACUCCGAAUUGCCCGGCAAUGUGGCCGGCACCAGUUCAAAUGCCAGGGCAAGAGCAGACAGUGGUAGCCUGAAUCAGUCCUCCUCCGGCAGUUUGUCGCUGACCAGCAAGGUCGCCACAUUGGCGCAGUCCCUGCACGAGGAGGCCCCGAAAUCGACGGCCAGUCUGGAUGAGUGUCUGGUAUGCUCGGACGCCAAGCGGGACACGGUGUUUAAGCCCUGUGGCCAUGUCAGUUGCUGCGAAACCUGCGCUCCGAGGGUGAAGAAAUGCCUCAUCUGCCGGGAGACCGUCUCAUCGCGCGAGCGGAUCGACGAGUGUAUGGUUUGCUCGGAUCGCAGGGCAGCUGUUUUCUUCCGACCCUGCGGUCACAUGGUGGCAUGCGAGCACUGUAGUGCUCUAAUGAAGAAGUGCGUCCUUUGCCGCACCCAAAUCGAUGAGAUCUUGUCUUUCAGUCUCUGCAGCGGUGGAAUUGGUCGACCGGAAAAGGUCACAGUGCCGUCUGGAGGAGCGACUUCCGUGGGAUUGCCGUUGCCCGAGGAUCGAUUCAUGGAAGCAGCAGCAGCGGCAGCCGCCUGUGCCAAUGCAUCCGGCCACAGUGUGGCCAUGAACAACACUGUGGUGACACCAGUGGCGGGCAGCAGCAAUCAAUUGAACAGCCAGAACAAUUUGCUGGCCGCUGCAGCAGCCUCGUCGAAUGUCUCGAAUCUGGCAGCAGCUGGAAGUGUGAUGGUGGCCCCAUCCAAUGUCAACAACUUCCAAAUGGACGAUGUGCAGAAGUUGAAGCAGCAGUUGCAGGACAUCAAGGAGCAGACUAUGUGCCCCGUCUGCUUCGAUCGCAUCAAGAACAUGGUCUUCCUGUGUGGCCACGGCACGUGCCAGAUGUGCGGGGACCAGAUCGAGGGGUGUCCUAUCUGCCGCAAGACGGUGGAGAAGCGCAUCCUACUCUUCUGAAGCCCCUUUCCGGCUCACUCAUUCCGCGCACAGCCUGCACAGCCUUCGAAGUAUUAGAAUAUUUAACGGAUCCACAUUCUUAUACACACACACACACACACACACAAUAUAUCUAAACAAUAUCAUAUAUA